This is a messenger RNA of Aspergillus niger, 2019 nucleotides long. RefSeq lists its product as uncharacterized. The record is from RefSeq and is a predicted model, not a curated record. Gene Ontology annotation, molecular function: oxidoreductase activity, acting on the CH-CH group of donors. The transcript is spliced from 2 exons. The coding region runs from base 1 to 2019 and encodes 672 amino acids. Lineage: Eukaryota; Fungi; Ascomycota; Eurotiomycetes; Eurotiales; Aspergillaceae.
AUGCGGGCUCUCGUCUUCCGUCAAGCUGUUUCCCCUUCCAGAGGACCAGUUAUCGAGACAGACGACAUGGCAGAACGGACACCUAUCAAGCCCUCAUCAUCCACAGAAGGGUUCUUUCAAACCCUUCCCACUAUCCCGCCGUGCUAUAGCUUCACUACCGCAAGCGCCCGCGGAAACCACUCUUCAUCCGACGAUGUAGUUCUAGGCCGGAUCCUGGAGCUUUAUCUUCCCCACAACUGCGGCAACGCGGGCUACUCCAUCCACAAUCUCUCUCGCCGUGCCCUAGAGCCUAGUAUCCUUCAGCACAGCGUCGACGCAGAGACCAACCCGCCUGUUCUCCGUCCGCUCACCACCUUCGGCGAGGAAAACCGUGUUAAUCCCUUAUGGACUUCAAAUGGUUGGCAGGCGCUCAAGGCAAUUGGCCAGGAAGAAGGUCUCGUGAGUGUCGCAUACGAGACGGAAAACACAACCUGGAAUCGCCGCGUGCAUCAAUUUGCCCUCAACCAUGUUUGGUCCGGUAGCGCUGCCAUGACGGGGUGUCCUGCCUCUAUGACGGAUGGGGCAGCCAAACUGCUGGCAGCUCAUCUCAAUGAACCGGACGGGGACCAACCCGGUCGUAGCGAAGUCUUGCGCGAGGCACACCGGCGCCUCAUUUCACGGGACCCUAAAGUCGCCUGGACAAGUGGGCAAUGGAUGACGGAGCGAAAGGGUGGCAGCGACGUACGCGGGACUGAGACGAUCGCACGUCGGCUGACUCGCGAAGAACUGCUUCAGGAAGCCUCCCAUCACGACGCGCACGGCAUGCCGCUUGGUCCGUGGCGUAUUGAUGGAUUCAAGUGGUUCAGCAGUGCGACCGACUCGGAAAUGACGGUGAUGCUGGCGCAGACCACCAAAGGGCUCAGUUUGUUCUACGCGCCAGUGCGGCGGCGCGCUGGACGGUCGGCGUCAUCUUCGAGUGACACUGAGUUGAAUGGUAUCCGUUUGCAACGGUUGAAGAACAAAGUGGGCACUAAGCAACUGCCUACCGCGGAGUUGGAGCUCAAGGGGGUGCGCGGCUGGCUGAUCGGGGAGGAGGGCCGAGGUGUAAAAGAGGUUGCGACCAUCCUCAAUAUCACCCGCCUGUACACAGCGGCCGGCUCGACGGCGGGAUGGGGCCGUGGGUUAGCCAUUUGCCGGGCAUACACACGAGCUCGCAAAGUUCAAGGCUCACUUCUUGAGGAUAUCCCGCAGCACGUGCGCUGGAUGGCGGGUGAGACGGUAAAAUAUGCGGCAGCCAUGCACUGGGUCUUCUUUGGCAUCGCUCUGCAGGGGUCCGUCGAGCAGGAAUGGGACCUGAUGGUUCGUAAUACCAAAGCUGCUGCCAUAAUCCCGCGUGAUAGGAAGCAAGCUGCAACUCUGCUUCGACUCAUCACCCCGGCGUUAAAGGCUCUGUCCAGCGUGGGCUCUGUCCAAGGUCUCAGGGAGUGCAUGGAAGGACUCGGUGGGGUUGGCUAUUGCGAAAACAAUGAGGACGGUGGGAUUCUCAAUGUAGCGAGGAUCUUCCGAGAUACGCUGGUCAAUCCCAUCUGGGAGGGUACGGUUAGUGUGAUGGCUGAGGAUGUGGUAAGAGUCAUUAAGGACCGACGCCUCGGUGAUGGUGAAGUCAUCGACAACGUCCUCGGGAAAUGGGUGCACAAUGUACUCCAACACUGUCAACAUAUGCUUCCCGACGAGUGUGCGUUCGUCAAGAAAAGACUGGAGAGUCUCGUCCAAAUCACGAAUCGGGCUGACAAGGCGGAGCUGCUUUGGCGGGGGAGGGAAAUAAUUGGUCAUUUACAAGCCAUCGUUUGCUCUUGUCUGCUGAUGUAUGAUGCUUGCACUGAUGGUAAUGAGGUAGCCGUUAUCAUGGCAGCAAGAUACGUUCAGUCAUUUGCGGACUCUGGUGUACAGCCACCGUCACAAUGGGAUGUUGAGUCACGGAAGGAUAGAAUGAUAUUCUUAGGAGAGAAUAUGGCCCGGGCUGUACAUGGGAAGCUUUAG